UAUAUUAGAAAGAUUGUCUCGAUGCAGCAGCAGUCAAGUUUCGGCUUUCAACAUGUAACAUUGUGAAUUAGUAUUUCAUUUUGGUUACUAACAAGACGACAAAUAGAAACAUUCGAAAAACAAAUUGAUCACGAAAAGUUGCAAGUACUUUAAAUUUUCAUAAAACUAUAUAGUGUACAGUUCAACGGUGAUACAUAUAUAUAUCGAAAUGAUGUAUGUGAUUGCUUUGUCGGUGAUAGUCGGUGCUUUAAGCUUUUAUUAUUACUUCUACAAGAAUCUAAAUCGUUUUAAAAAACAUGGCAUACCUUAUAAAUCGCCUCUGCCUAUAGUAGGAAAUAUGGGACCAGUAUUUCUCCGUCUAAAGUCAAUGGUCGAUAUUAUCAAAGAUAUUUACAAUAUAAAUUCUGAAGCCAAGUAUGUUGGUAUGUUUGAUAUGACCAUUCCACUUGUGAUGAUACGCGAUCCUGAGCUUAUUAAAUCCAUCACGUUGAAAAACUUUGACAUGUUCAUGAAUCAUCGUAGUUUUGUGGAUGAAGAAUUAGAACCAUUAUUUGGUAAAAAUCUGUUUUCUCUUCAUGGAGAGAAAUGGCGGAAUAUACGAUCUUUAUUAACUCCGGCCUUUACGGGCAGCAAAAUGAAAAGCAUGUUUAAACUAAUGUCAGAUUGUGGCAGCGUCUUCAGCAAUUACUUAGUGCAAUUACCACCGGAGAAGAAGAUAAUACAAACAAAAGACGUUUUUACCAGGUAUACUAACGACGUGAUUGCUACUUGCGCGUUCGGCAUCAGUGUAGAUUCCAUGAAAAACCCGGAGAACGAGUUCUAUGUAUACGGUAAAGAAGCGACCACUUUUGAUAUUGUUGCCGUUAUAAAGCUGUAUAUAUUUAGAAGCUUGCCUUUGCUGGCACGAUUGAUCAAUUUAAAAUUUAUCCGUAAGCAGAUAGCAGAUUUUUUCCGAAACCUCGUAGAAACCACCAUAAAAACCAGAGACGAAAAUGGAAUUGUUCGUCCAGAUAUGUUGCAAUUAAUGAUGGAAAACAGAGGUAAAGAGAGCAAAACGGAAUUGACUAUCGAUGAUAUGGUAGCACAGGCAUUUAUCUUUUUCUUCGGUGGCUUCGACAGUACUUCAACGUUAAUGUGUUUUGCCGCUCAUGAAAUUGCCGUAAACCAAAAUGUACUAGAAACAUUACAAAAAGAAGUUGAUCAGGUCUUAGAAGAAACAAACGGAGAAGUAUCUUAUGAAGCAAUUAAUGGGAUGCAAUAUUUGAAUGCUGUGUUAGAAGAAGCUCUCAGGAUGUAUCCAGUUGCCCCAGCACUGGACAGAUUAUGCGAAAACGAAUUCGAGCUGCCGCCGACGUUACCAGGAUUAGAAUCAUUUACUAUAAAGAAAGGCGAAGCUAUAUGGGUGCCAGUUUAUGCACUUCAUCAUGAUCCAAAAUAUUUCGAGGAUCCGGAAAAAUUUGAUCCUGAACGAUUUCUUGGUGAACGAAGGAAGGACAGUCUUAAUUGCGGAGCCUACCUUCCUUUCGGCCUUGGUCCCAGAAUGUGCAUAGGUAACAGAUUUGCGUUGCUGGAGACGAAGGUCCUGCUGUUCCAUCUACUAGCCCGUUGCGAUUUAAAGACUUGUGAGAAAACACCAAUGCCACUCAAGAUUGCUAAGGAUGGCUUUAAUAUGAAGCCUGAAGGAGGUUUCUGGCUAAAGGUGUUACCAAGGAAAAAUGUGCACCACACUCUUUCAGAGAAUCUUAGCAAUGGAAUACACUAAAAAUCAAAUGGAACCAAAAUAAACAUGAAAUAGGAUAUUUCUUCGAUACUUUCAAUUGUUCGCCAAGAAGGUACCCUUAUCGCUGCAGUUCAAGAAAUGACAAUAUUCUUGCAUUAAAACAUUCUUGUAUUAAAAAUAGUUCUAGUAUAUUAAACACAAUCAUAUUAUCUAUCGUAAGUUUUCUCGAUGAGGUAAAAAAGGAAGCUUGAAUUACAGUUUAAUUAAGUACUGUUCCUUAUCUUGCAUUAUUCUCAUGUUAUUAUUGAUCAAUAUUAAUGGUUUUUGUUAAUUAUGUAAUAUAUUGCUGUUUUGUUAGUUUUUUAUUAUGUUUUUAUUAUGUUUUUAAAGUUUUUUAAAAGUAUUUUUUAAAUUUAUUGUAUAAAGAUGAAUUAUACAUAAGCAAGUACGUUAUUGAAAAUAUCUUAGGCUAUUAUUCAAUUACAAUCAAAAACAAAAUUUAAUUAUAUAAAAGUAUAUAAAAAUACAAAAAUGUUAUAUAAAAAUAAUAACGUUAGAAUAAUGAAAAAAUUAUUUUAUUACAAAAUGUUUUUUGACUAUGUUGUUUAACCUUCUUUAAUCUAUGCAUCUAUAUGUAUAUAAAAUGUACAUUUUUUAAUAUUGUACAUAUAAUAUUUAUUUUAUUAAAUUAAGAUCUAAAAAAUAA
Monomorium pharaonis (pharaoh ant) is the source of this 2426-nucleotide messenger RNA. RefSeq names its product cytochrome P450 9e2. Gene Ontology annotation, molecular function: heme binding; iron ion binding; oxidoreductase activity, acting on paired donors, with incorporation or reduction of molecular oxygen. The record is from RefSeq and is a predicted model, not a curated record. The coding region runs from base 209 to 1762 and encodes 517 amino acids. NCBI's taxonomy places the organism in Eukaryota, Metazoa, Arthropoda, Insecta, Hymenoptera, Formicidae. The transcript is spliced from 2 exons.